AUGAAUCCAAUUGAUACUAACCAUAUCCUCAACAACAACAAUAACAAUCUAGACCUAUUUUCACAAUGUACUAGAAAAUUUUGUGGUCAAAUAUCUAAUACAAGUUUAUGUACAUCAUGUUCAUGGGGAUCAAAAGUAUUUUAUAAAUACAAUAAUCCAUAUAAUCAUAUAUGUGAAUUAUGUUUAACAUCAUUCACACUAUACAAUUGGUUAUAUAUUGGAUUUAUAAUGAUUUUACCUAUUCUAUUUUUAUUACAAAUUUUACCAAUAUUAUCAUUAACAAAAAUUGAUUUGAAACAUUUAGAACAAUCGAUUACUACUACUACUACUAAUAGUAGUAGUAUCAGUAGUAUUAAUACUACUACAACUACUACUCAUCAAAUGAGUAUUACUCAAAAAUCAUGGUUAUUAUUUCUAUGUUGUAUUAGUAUUCAUUUAUUCACAAGUUUAAUCAUUAUAUUAUUAUAUCCUCCAUUAGGUAGUUUUACAUUAUAUCAUUGUCCUAUAGAUAAUAUUAAAGAAUUUUAUCCUAUUCUAUAUGCUGGAUCAGGAUGUAUAUCAGAAGUGAAUUAUCCAUUGACUUCAUUACCUAUUCUAUAUUAUAUCAUUAAUGUCAUCAUUAGUUUAUUGAUUUAUUCAUUAGUAAUUAUGAUUGUAUUUAAGGAUUAUCAUUGGUUUCAUUAUCUUUAUUAUAUAUUAUAUGCUUAUCCAAUAAUGUGUAUGAGUAUUAUUCUAUUUGGUGGAAUAUUAUAUUAUAUAUAUCCUUAUGUGAUAUUAUUCUAUAGUAUAUUUGAUUCAUUAUAUCGAUUUCCAUUAAUAUUUGAUUAUUGUAUAGAUAAUAUAGACGGUAUCCUACGUCCUAUAUGUAAUCCAUAUAAACUUAUUAAGACUAUUCUAUAUAAACCAGAACAAUAUCUACUUAUUAUAAUCAUGAAUUCAUUCUAUAUUGGAUAUGCUUUAUUAGCAUUAAAUAUAACCAUCUAUUAUUGGUAUAUAAGUUUAAUGAGUUUACCAUUUAUAUUUUAUCUGAUAACAUUACCAUUAACUCAUCCAUUUCAUUAUGAUGAUUGUCAACAAACAUUGAAUAGAAUGUGUCAUAUUUCAUUUUUGAAUAAUAAAGAAGAAGAAGAAGAAGAAGAAACAAAGUGA
Messenger RNA from Schistosoma guineensis, 1149 nucleotides. NCBI's taxonomy places the organism in Eukaryota, Metazoa, Platyhelminthes, Trematoda, Strigeidida, Schistosomatidae. The record is from the annotation of a GenBank genome assembly.